Pristis pectinata (smalltooth sawfish) is the source of this 3543-nucleotide messenger RNA. RefSeq names its product SPT2 chromatin protein domain containing 1 (gene spty2d1). The record is from RefSeq and is a predicted model, not a curated record. Gene Ontology annotation, molecular function: histone binding; DNA binding. The coding region runs from base 103 to 2238 and encodes 711 amino acids. Gene Ontology annotation, biological process: regulation of DNA-templated transcription; nucleosome assembly. Gene Ontology annotation, cellular component: nucleolus. Lineage: Eukaryota; Metazoa; Chordata; Chondrichthyes; Rhinopristiformes; Pristidae. The transcript is spliced from 6 exons.
GACUUUUUCGCAUGAAGGCUGAGUUGGAAUAGGUGCGGUGAGGUUCUGCUGCAACUGGUGUGUAUAGUUUCGGCAGCCGAGUGCUGGUGAGGCUUCGGCACCAUGGAUUUCGGUAGCAUUAUCAGUAGGGCAUCCGAGAACCAAGUCGAUGUCCAGGUCCGGAAACGCUAUAGCUUAUCAGUGAAACCGCCAAAGAAGCACGAACAAGUGAAAGGGGUUCGGUCUGCAGCAGUGCAGGCAUUUCUCAAACGCAAGGAGGAGGAGCUGAGGAAAAAAGAUUUAGAAGACCGGCGGCGGAAAGAGGAGCUAAUUGCAAAACGAGUUGCACUAAAGCAUGAUCGUAAAGCCAGAGCAAUGGCUACUCGGACAAAGGACAAUUUCAGAGGUUAUGAUGGUAUUCCUGUGGAUCAGAAAGGCAAAAAAAGGACUUCUGAUGAUGAGGGAAAGGAGCAAAGAAUGGAUGACAGCAAUGAGGAUUAUUAUGAUAGGGAGCAGGCUGAAGAUGGAAUGUCAGAAGCAGAAGAUACUGACGGUUCUGAGGAAUUUGUGGAGCAUUGGGAUGAGAGAUCGAGUAAACGGCAUUACAGAGAGCCUGAGGUCACAGUUAAACAGCUGAAACGUCAACACAGAGAGCCUGAGAAACCAUUUAAGGAGCCCAAACGACUGUAUAAAGAACCUGAUGAGGUGGCAAAAGUGCCUGAACAAGCUUAUAACAAGGCUAAAAAGUCCCAUGUUCCAAAGAAACCACCUAUGAACUUCACAGAUCUCCUGAAGCUGGCUGAAAAGAAACAGUUUGAGCCAGUGGAACUUAAGCCAAUUAAAAAAGUGGAGGAAAAGCUACAUACAGCAGAGGAACUGAAAGAACUUGAAUUUUUAGAGCGCAAACGACAAAAACAGAAUGACAAAAUGAAAUCUGAGAAAGUCGUCACAGUUUUGCAUCCACCCAGCUCAUCAAAAAAAGAACCUUCAAUUAAAGGCAAUAAAAGCACAAACUUAGCACAAGGCUCAGGAGAAAGAAAUGCUUUAUCCAGAGAGAAUAGCUCAACGUCUGUCCACAGUAUUAGCAAAAAGCCAAAAAUGUCAUCCAGUGAAAGAUUACCUCCUAUGGCGUCUCACAAGGCACCAGCUCAAGAAAAGUCCAAAUCUUCUUUAGGGAGUGGCUAUUCUACCUCCAAAGUAUCUGGUAACAGUAGUGGGAAAACCGCAAUAAAUGUCUCAGCAAAAUCCAGAAAUAGCUCUCAAACACCAAGCAAAGGUUUGAAACCUGGAUCAAAUGGAAGCCAUUCUGCAUUGUCUUCAAAACACACCCAGAAGAAAAUCAAUAGACCUACAUCAUCUGGGAAAGUUGACAAUGUUUCCACAAGACAUGAAAGGACAGGGUCUUCAAAUCUAUUGCACUCCAGAAGUGCAAGUAGUUCAGCUCCUGAACGACCCAAAGUUUCCUGUGGCAUUAGCCAAAAGCAAGCAAGUAGUGCAAGCAAGUUGGACCAACCACAAUCAAGCAACACUAGUCAGGCGAGGCCCAGCAGUGUUAGUAAUUCUCGGCCUUCUCGUGCAGGAGCUUCAGACUCCACACGACCAAAAGAAAGGGGCAGUUCAGGUACUCCAAGGCCUAAUUCUGGGUCUCUGCAAUCAAAAAGCACAAAUGCCCCUGGAUCGAUACGAUUGAGCAGCACAGGAUCAAUGAGACCUGGAACUACUUCGGCUGUGCCAGGACGACAUGGGAGCACUCCAAGUUCUGGAGCUGGACGGCCUGGAGGUGGAGCCACAGAAUCGAAACCCAAAUGUACUGUGGUAUCAGAAACUAUAUCAUCAAAGAACUUUCCAUCAAGGCCCAGCAAUGGACAGAUGAUCAACAGAAGGCCACCACCAACAGGGUACAGACCAAUGAUGCGCCCGCCAGGACAUCCUGCAAGGCCGCCUGGUCCUAUAUCCUAUAAACGACGACUGGACGAUGAUGAUGAGGAAGAAUACGAUCCAGAAAUGGAUGAUUUCAUUGAUGAUGCUGGGGAAUCGCAAGAUGAAAUCUCAAAGCAUAUCAGGGAAAUCUUUGGAUAUGACCGUACCAAAUACAAGGAUGAAAGUGACUAUGCUUUGCGAUUCAUUGAAAGCAGCUGGAAAGAACAGCAGAAGGAGGAAGCUAAAAGCUUGCGAUUGGGUAUAAUGGAGGAUGCAGAAGAGAUGAGAAAAGAGGAAGAACUAAAAAAGAGGGCAAAAGCUAAGAAACAGAAGCUUUAGUUCAUUGAAGACAUUUCACUAAACUUAUUUAUUAUAUUUAUAUAAAAAGAUCUGGUUAUAUUUGAGAUGUAAUAUGCACUAAAGUAAGGAAUUAACUUUAUACACUGUGGAACUUGGUAGCUGAUUGACCAAUUCAAGCGAAAAGAUAAAUUAGCAUUAAAGAAAGCAGUGCUGAUAUUGGAAGUAAUUUUACGUAAUUAUAUGGUGCAUCGCCAAGUAGUUUUUUUUUCUGUUCCUAGUUCUAAUGCAUUAGACAAGGUGUUCUUUUAUUUCAUAUGUGCCAUAAAUUUUAAUUGUGGCCCAGGCCCUGAUAGCUCCAGAAUAUUAAUUUGUGUACUAUUGAUGUUUAUCACAUUGCAGGUUUGAGACCUUGCAUGUCUUAAAAUGCACCAGGUAACAUCUAACUAUUUCUGCCUGUUUGUUCUAUACGUUAUUUUUCAUUUUGCUUCCAGGAGAGGGCAAUGCAGUAGAUUGGACAUGGCCUUUUUAUCUCUGGCAUCCCCUAUACAACCCUGGCUCCUAUGUAAAAUGAAUUUGUUUCUUUCGCCCAUGGGCUUAUAGUCCAAAUCUCUUGUGUGUUAAAUUUGCAGUUGCACGUGGUGAAACCCCAAAGUGCCUGAUGUGGGGGAAAAAUAUUAAAAGAACCCAAGACUAUCAUUCAACAUGCCUGACCUUUCAAUUUAUGGCAACAAAAUAGAUUUUGAAUAAUCUGAGUUUUUUUAAUUUUCUCUGCUGUGCCAUCUGUCGGAUUAUUCCAUUGUCAUGUUUUUCAGCAAGGAAGUUGUUUCUCGUUGCUAUUUCACACCUAAUUUAACCAACUCAAUUUUUAUGUACUCUGGUCCUAAUCCCCCACUGUUGUGUGGUAUUGGGGGUGUUUGAGGUAAAAGCAAAAGACACUUUGUUGCAACUGUGUAGAUUGUUUGCUCUUUACCCAAGUGCGUCAUACCUUCCUUGGGAAUGAUAGAAGCUGAUAUUGGGUGCCUAAAUUUGAAAACAUUUCAAUUCGCCUUGAUUAGGACAGUAUUUUUUCAAGAAAAUAACAUACUUGGUAAUGUCUGUGCAAUUUAUUUGAACCUGCAUCUUGUGUUCGUGAAAAGGUUGAAGAUCACAGUUUAAAAAAAAUAUACUGAUAUACAUUUUGUAAGCUUUUUGAUGAGAAAAAUGCAAGUACAGAUGCAUUAAAUAUAAUUGAUAUUCUGUACAAUAAAUUUUUAUUACAUAGUUUAUCAUAUCAAGUUGUAGUAAUUCUUUUAUAGUAUUUACAUUAGUAAGUGCAACUCAAUGUAGCAAUUGAAGUAGUCCAGA